AUGUCUACCCUGGCAAGCCCCGAAGAAGCGGUGCUCUACCGCAAAGAAGGCCGCGUGGCCAUCAUCACUCUCUCGCAGCCCAAGAAGCUCAACGCCAUGACCCAGCCCUACUACUACCGCAUAUCCUGCCUGCUGCGCGACAUCGCCGAGGACCCCGAAAUCACCAUCACUCUACUGACGGGGUCGGGCCGUUUCUUCUCGGCCGGGGCAAACGUCACGACGACACGGCCUGGCGUGGGACCGGGCAUAGGCAAAGACGAAGCGCGGAGCGACAUACUCAAAGGCUUUGUGAGUAACAACCUCGACAUCACCAGGAGUUUCUACACGCAUCCCAAGAUCCUCGUGGCCGCACUGAACGGGCCGGCCGUCGGUCUUUCGGCGGCAGUACUGGGCUUCUGCGACUUUAUAUACGCGACGCCACACACGUUCCUGCUCACGCCCUUCUCGUCGCUUGGGUUGGUGGCCGAGGGCGGCGCCAGCAUCGGGCUCGUGCAGCGUCUGGGUCUGGCGAAGGCGAAUGAGGCGCUGAUCAUGUCGAGGAAGAUCCCGUGCGAGGAGUUGGUGGCAUGUGGGUUCGUAACAAAGGUGUUCAGCGGGAAGGAUCAGAACGACAGCGACGGCUUCUUGAAGCAAGUCUUGGACGAGAUCCAGGAUAAGCUCGGCGAGCACUUGAACCAGGAGAGUUUGAUCAAGAUCAAGGAGCUGAUCCGAAGACCGUUCCUCGAAGCACUGGAGGCCCAAGGAGUCAGGGAAGUCAUGGAAGGCAUGGCGAGAUUCGUAAAGGGUGCGCCACAGGAAGAGUUCCGCAAACUCGCCAGUGGGGAGAAGAGGCACAAGCUGUAA
Messenger RNA from Exophiala spinifera, 843 nucleotides. RefSeq lists its product as uncharacterized. The record is from RefSeq and is a predicted model, not a curated record. Gene Ontology annotation, cellular component: peroxisomal matrix. Lineage: Eukaryota; Fungi; Ascomycota; Eurotiomycetes; Chaetothyriales; Herpotrichiellaceae. Gene Ontology annotation, biological process: fatty acid beta-oxidation. Bases 1 to 843 code for a protein of 280 amino acids. The transcript has a single exon.